Molecule: messenger RNA, 3092 nt
Organism: Pocillopora verrucosa
Lineage: Eukaryota; Metazoa; Cnidaria; Anthozoa; Scleractinia; Pocilloporidae
Source: RefSeq, a predicted model, not a curated record
GCUAUCGCUCUUAGGGGGUAUAUAUCAGACUUGUGGGGAGGACCUGUGACAGGUCGUACAAGGCGCAGAAAGGUUUCGAAGCAUCUUGUGGUCAGAGCUCGUAGUAGCGUCCUAGCUGAUUAAUCAUGGAGUUUUCCAAAAGCUCCGAAAAGAUGGUCAUUCCAGAUUCGGAAAUAAAGGUUUCAGGAGGGCGAUCGAAAGAGAGAAUGAUCACAAUGGCAAUUUUUUGUAUAGGUGUCAUCCUGUUCAUCGUGGGAAUCGUGCUGAUUGCAGUUGCAACAGCCGACAAGAAUGAGACCGAGAAAUCUGCAGGCAAUUCAUCCACUGAUAAACAAGGACAGACCGAGGAAACCACUGCACCCCCAACAGAGGCAACCAUUGCAACAACAACAACAAAGACACCCCUUACAACAACGACCCAAGCUCCUUCAGGUCAAUGUGAUUUCUCUGAAGAGGCACAGCGAGUGGAGCUUGGCGAGUUCCUAAGUCGAGUGAAAGCUACAUACUACAAACUUCAUCCCUACGAGGUUUAUUGGAACCCUGAUGCAACCCCGAGCGAGAUCCGACAAGAAUUUGUUGCCUACGAUCCUACUCCGUCUGUGAUUAAAAAUCGAACCGACACUGCCCUGGAAUUGCUAAAGGAAAUCAGCGAUACGAAAAUCAUUGCUGAUGCGUUACAACCCCGAGAAAGGAAAGCACUAGCUCAGGUGAAGCACUAUCUGCAGCAUAUAUUCGGCCAACCUUAUGACGUAAAUUACUAUGCAGGAGACUGGAUGUUGGGACCGAAUUUGUUUUGCUGGCAGGAAAUCUGCUACCAUGGAUAUGCUGUUCAUAAUGGCAUAGGGCUGCACCACAAACCUUACAAUGCAUCCGACGUGGAGCUCAUAGAAAAGAAGCUCAAAACUCACAAAGCAGGCAUUUUGCAAUACAUCGAGAACAUGAAGAUGGGAGUACGGAAAGGAAUGGUCAGAAGUAUAGAAGAGUGUGAAGCUGGUAUUAACACAAUCAAAAGACAGUAUUUGAAUGUUUCACGAUACAACGCAACAGGCGUGCUUAAAGCAUGGUUUGUGAAACCAAUACUGGAUCCUGAUUUCUACAGUAACAUCACAGAAGAGACUGAAACAGCCUGGAAGGCGGCACACGGCGAAAAAAAUGUCAGCGAUAGUAUAAAGGAAUAUCUGGUGACAUAUGUGGGAGAGCCACUUGAACAGAUGUUAAGGUACAUUGAAUAUGAACACUUUCGUCAUUGCGUUCCAAGCAACGUAUCUAGCGGUUUAGCUGGUCUUCCGCUGAAGUAUGUUUGGCUUGAUGGCAAAGAGAACACGUCCCAGCCCACAGACCCACUCUUGCCCACAGGUGAAAAGUUGAAUGGAUCGUUCGCCUAUUCCAAAAUCAUGUCGUACUUCACAACAAAUGACAUGACUCCGAUGGAAGUUCAUGAGCUUGGAAAACGGCAGCUCGCUAUUCUCUAUCCUAUGGUUGUCGAUGUUGCAAAACUUGUUACCGGAAUGAACGAUAGUGACACAGCAGUAGCGAUGUUCAGAAAAAAACUAAACUCAUCUGAGAGUUAUUUCAAUCCGGAACCAAUCCCUAAAAAUGAGUCUGAUAAAGAGGCACACAAGAAAUGUAGCGAUAUUGAAGGAGCCAAAAAGUAUUGUCCCAAGCGAUGGGCUGCUCUAGAGCUGUGGAUGGCGGAAUCUAGGAAGGUGAUGAGUUUGCUGUCACCAAAGACGAUUCCCUUAUUCCACUUUACUGGGGACUAUGCGACUACACCCAUCUGCCCGGUUGAUAUGCAGCCCAAUCUGAAUCCGUCCAGUGGAGCUCAAAGCUAUCGAAGUGCGGGUUCAGCCUGCACAAGGAGCGCCAAGUACAACCUUCCAUUUUUCUUGGAAAAUUUGGGUCCCAGGUUUUCUGAAUGGAGCGUGAACGCACACGAGGCGAGGCCAGGACAUCAUACACAGGUUCAGGGUAACGUGGAACACUUCCGUGACAUUUGCGGCGGUGUUAUUGGUUGGCUUGAUAGUGUCACGUACUACACAGCGUUUACAGAAGGGUGGGCUUUGUACGCUGAAAACCCACUAAUAGCCCAGGACACAGACACUUAUAAGACAGAACCUAUGCAGAAGUUUGGAAUGCUGAAGUGGCAGGUAUGGCGAGCACUUCGUUUGAUUGUUGACACUGGUUUGCAUUACGUUGGAUUCUCGCGGGAUAAGGCCCUGGAAUACUUCAGUAAAUAUGCUUGGGACGAUACAGACCUUGCAAAGAAAGAGGUGACUCGGUAUCAGAGCGACCCAGGACAAGCAACCGCUUACAUGAUUGGUCAGUUGCAGAUCAAGAACGCUAGAAAUUAUGCCAAAACUGAAUUGGGAGACAAUUUCAGUUUGCGAGACUUCCACUAUCAGGUUCUUGCUCAGGGGUCUUCUCCUCUAGCGUACCUAUCUGAUCACGUGAAAAAAUAUGUGGCGUGCGUCAAGGACAAAAAGAAAACAGGCUGUGAUGUCAUCCUGAAACCACCAAAGAAAGAGGAGGAAAAGGAGAAGGCAAAAGUAGGCCGCUGGGAAAAGAUACCGAAACCCAUUGUGCACCAUAUAUAAUGUAUAAGUGAACAACAAAGAAUGACAGAAGGAUGCUUUUGUGAUUUAAAUAAGCCACGCACCUUAAUGUAAGCUCUGCAUCACUAAAACGUUUACAUAAUAGAUUCUGUUGAUUUAGUUUGAAUGACCAUGAACAACUGUGCGUUUAUUGUAGUGGACGGUGAUGGUGAAGAGUGAACUCCAGCCUGAACACAUUUAACAUGGCUUAAGUCCUCAGUUGUAAUUAUCUUUAGCGUGAGACGUUUCUUGUCCGUAGCAUUUAUUAUACUACCCAUUAUAUCGAAAUGAUUCCUCGUUUUUGUAAAUUUAACAAGCGAGUUUUAGGUGAUGUAGCAUCUUCACGAUUGUUUAGAUACAUUUUGCGAACUUGCAAAACAAAAGUUUGUCUGUAUAGGCUUGAUUAGAAUUUAAUUUUAUCGUAUUCUCCAACCAUUAGGGCGAAAUGAAUUAAUCAUCUGCAUUUCAAAAUAGUUAAAGGAAAAGGAAUAUUAUGUUUUA